GGCGUCACCACAGAAACAGAUUCUUGUUAGCUCAGCAUUAAGUCCAACCUCAAAAUUUCCUUUUUCCUGUCUAAUAAACAGACCAGUAUCAGAAUGAGGUUUUUUUUGUGUUGCCAUCGUUUUCACUGUGAUACAUCCAGAUGGUGAUAAAGACACGCUGAGAUGACAGCUCGCAGCUUCAACAUCUUCCUCAAACUCACAAUUUAUCUGGGCUUCAUCUUACAAUUGAGCCAUGGCUUUGAGGUGAUUCAGCCAAAGAGUCGGACCAUCAACCCCGACGGGUCAGUCACUGUCACCUGUGAACACACCGCGGAUGUCAAGACUGUCCAAGAUGUUGGACUCAGAGCCGCGUCACUGACAGACAGCUCAAAAAAACAACUGCUCUGCCGAAAGGGGAAGAAAGACUGUAAGAACAUUACCAUGCUUCAAGAGAAUCCCAACAAGUGGCAUUUCAUCAUGCUCCACAUUGGGCCACAGGCAAUGAACAUGAAGUAUGAGUGUGAGUUCACAGUAAAAAUCGGUGAUCUAGAUUACACCGAGACAGGAACACCAACCAUCCUGCUGCCAGGUCAAAAGGAAGGACCCUGCAUGAUUCACCCUACACUUCCUCCUGCGUCUCAUCAUCUCAGGUGGAUUCUGAUUGGUCUGCUGGCUCUGAUCGUUCUGUACAGCUGUGUCAUCAGCUCCUUGUACAUCAGUCUGAGGUGUUGCUACCAAGAGCCCGAGAACUGCACCUACGUAGAAAUGAGGAAAGCUCCUCAGCCAAGGAAUCCACCUGUGGACAUUUACUGUGGGUAGGGGGCUCGUCUUCCUCCCCCUCUGGUCUCAUGCUGAGUGUAAAGAAAGGGGACACAUGCAGCCGGUAUCAUAGUCUCAAUCUUCUUUUAUGAUUUGUUUUUUUUUAAAUGAGUUGAAAACUGUACUACUGAAGACAAACAGCAGGGUGAGACAAAGACUGUCUAGAGUGACCAUGUUGUACAUUAUGUGCACUUUGAUGUUAGCUGAUACAGUAUAUUGGAUACAACUGCAUAUGUGAGAUUUAUUAUUAAUUUAACCCUUUUCAAUCUGUGCUUUCAACAUUCACGUUAAUGGAAGCUGUGUAAUGCUUACACAGUGAUUUCAUUUACACGAUGCUUCAACUUUGGUGAGCUUUGACAAUUUUACACUAUAAAUAACUUUCUAUUGAACUAAAUGGUGUGUGUUGGUGAACAAGUGCCAGGGCAAAGUACACAUAAUAGUAGAGAGGAAAUAAGGAGAGGUUCCUAGAGACAUUGUGACACUUGAUCUUGCAAAAUUGAGGAAAAUACAAACGAUAAUUAAAGGUGAACACCAGGGAAAGAGAACAGGGGGCAGGGGAGAAGGGAGAUAAUGAAGUGAAUGAAAAACUGCUUUUCUAUGAACCCGCAUCCUGCCACACCCCAAACCUCCCCAAAUUGAUUUGUUUUUGUCCUGAUGCAUGCAAGUCCACAUCCCCUACAUUUACAUUAUACAUGAUAAUGUUACAAAAUGGUGUUCAUUUCCAUUGUAUAUUGCAUGUACUUUAUUUUUAAACUAUGUAAUUGCAAAGUUCACACUAUUGUUAAUAUUUUUCUUUAUAAUGAAAUACUUUUAAUGCCUGCUGCUUGUCCCAGGAAAGGUUUGGUGGGCCUCUGCCCAGUCUCUCGCAGCACCUUAGGGCUUUACUGGUGUGAAGGCAGACUUUCUUUUAAAAGGUUUCUUAAACACAAGUUCAUGAUUCCCAUUUAGAUCAGCAUUUACAGAAAGUGUGCUUGUUGAUUUGUUGAUUAUCAGUUACUAUUGUUAGUUUAAUAUGGCACUGUAAUUUUAAUUGGCUGAUUAUGUUGUUUUUCCUGUCUGUUUAGUUUUAGUUUUUAUUGAUAUAGUCAGAUUUUUUUGACUGCUGUCGGUUUCUGUGUGCACCUCAGGAAGACUAGCAACCACUUUGUGGAAGCUAAUUGGGAUCCAAGAAAAGAAUGAAGAAUUAAAGGCAUGUACAAAGCCUCAGUUUGAUUUAGACCUGUAGCCCUUUGCUGCAUGUCACCCCCCCC
Etheostoma spectabile (orangethroat darter) is the source of this 2048-nucleotide messenger RNA. RefSeq lists its product as uncharacterized. The record is from RefSeq and is a predicted model, not a curated record. Lineage: Eukaryota; Metazoa; Chordata; Actinopteri; Perciformes; Percidae.